Molecule: messenger RNA, 261 nt
Organism: Dentiscutata heterogama
Lineage: Eukaryota; Fungi; Glomeromycota; Glomeromycetes; Diversisporales; Gigasporaceae
Source: the annotation of a GenBank genome assembly
AUGGCCUACCUUUUGAUAGCUCCAAUUAUAUUUCUCCUCAUGUUUGAUCUAGCAUACUUUGCUAUCGGGUCUGCUAUAAAUACCAUAAUGGAAGUUAUCAUUCGAAUUGAACAUACUAAAAGAAAUAUUGAUAACGUCCAAACUACUACAACAAAGAAGUUGCUCGAUAGAGAACCUAAGGAUCAAGUGGAAGUGGAAAGUGGAAGUGAGGAAAAGUCAAAGGAUUUUCAUAAGAAACGCGUUACAAAUUCUGGAACAUGA